AAAAACGGUGCGAAACGGGCCGAGAUUGCGCCGACGAGAAUGGUCGCACCAGCUUUGGAGCGAGGUUCGACGAUGCGUCUGCACGCCGGAAGCACAAAGCUGCCGUCGAGUCCUGUAAAGCCCCAUGCGAAUGCGGCCCGGAUGGACAAGCUCCAGAGCAAAGCAGUCACGUGGGCAGCCGAAGUCCCGUACGUCCACCUCGAGAGCAUUGGAGCGUGCAGCAGAAGUCGAAUCCAUAGCAUGCAUGACCGUCUUGACAGCGAUGUUCGAGUGAUUGCACACUUGCUCAAGGAUGUUCUCGCUGUUCUGUCGUCCCAAGCACUGCUAUACGUCGCCAACGAGUGCACACUCCUCAAGCUCAACGACAGCGACGUCCUUCACUACCAGGACGAUCUCGUCACGCCUGAAUCG
Messenger RNA from Saprolegnia parasitica CBS 223.65, 411 nucleotides. RefSeq lists its product as hypothetical. The annotation marks the transcript as partial. The record is from RefSeq and is a predicted model, not a curated record. NCBI's taxonomy places the organism in Eukaryota, Oomycota, Saprolegniomycetes, Saprolegniales, Saprolegniaceae. The transcript has 4 exons.